Messenger RNA from Notothenia coriiceps (black rockcod), 3724 nucleotides. RefSeq names its product signal transducer and activator of transcription 5B-like. NCBI's taxonomy places the organism in Eukaryota, Metazoa, Chordata, Actinopteri, Perciformes, Nototheniidae. The annotation marks the transcript as partial. The record is from RefSeq and is a predicted model, not a curated record. Gene Ontology annotation, molecular function: DNA-binding transcription factor activity; DNA binding. The transcript has 13 exons. Gene Ontology annotation, biological process: signal transduction; regulation of DNA-templated transcription.
AGGGUGUGUGCGCAAGAGUGCAAAUGUGUGAUUGGAGUCAGCAUCCAUGUUUGUUUUGAUGUGCAGGACCUUGCAGAGAAGCACCAGAAAACACUGCAGCUGCUGAGGAAGCAGCAGACCAUUAUUCUGGAUGACGAGCUCAUCCAGUGGAAGAGACGGCAACAGCUGGCGGGCAACGGGGGCCCACCGGAGGGAGGCCUGGACAUCCUGCAGUCCUGGUGUGAGAAACUGGCAGAAACGAUCUGGCAAAACAGGCAGCAGAUUCGGAGGGCAGAGCAUCUCAGACAACAGCUGCCCAUCCCCGGCCCCAUUGAAGAGCUCCUCAACGACCUCAACAGUACGAUCACAGAUAUCAUCUCAGCAUUGGUCACCAGCACCUUCAUCAUUGAGAAACAGCCUCCCCAGGUGCUGAAAACCCAAACCAAGUUUGCCGCUACAGUGCGCCUUCUAGUAGGAGGCAAAUUGAACGUGCACAUGAACCCUCCGCAGGUGAAAGCCACCAUCGUCAGUGAACAGCAGGCCAAGGCCCUGCUGAAGAACGAGAACACAAGGAAUGACAGCAGCGGAGAAAUUCUUAACAAUAACUGUGUGAUGGAGUAUCAUCAGACUACCGGCACUCUCAGCGCCCACUUCAGAAACAUGUCCCUGAAGAGGAUCAAGCGAUCGGACAGACGGGGAGCAGAAUCUGUCACGGAGGAGAAGUUCACCAUCCUGUUCGAGUCUCAGUUCAGCGUCGGAGGCAACGAGCUCGUUUUUCAAGUAAAGACGUUAUCACUUCCUGUAGUGGUGAUUGUUCACGGUAGCCAAGACAAUAACGCCACAGCAACCGUCCUGUGGGACAACGCUUUUGCAGAAACUGGACGGGUGCCUUUCCUCGUGCCAGAUAAAGUGAUCUGGCCUCAGCUGUGUGAUGCCAUCAACAUGAAGUACAAGGCUGAGGUGCAGAGUAACCGAGGCCUGUCUGAGGAGAACCUGGUCUUCCUCGCUCAGAAGGCCUUCAGCAUCUCCAGCAACAACCCUGACGACUACCGCAACCUGACUAUGACAUGGUCACAGUUUAACAGGGAAAGCUUGCCAGGGAGGAACUUCACUUUUUGGCAGUGGUUCGAUGGAGUGAUGGAACUCACAAAAAAGCAUCUCAAACCACACUGGAAUGACGGAGCCAUUUUGGGCUUUGUGAACAAGCAGCAGGCUCAGGACAUGCUGAUGUCCAAACCCAACGGUACUUUCCUUCUGCGAUUUAGUGAUUCUGAGAUUGGAGGAAUUACAAUUGCCUGGGUGGCAGAAAAUCCUAACAAAGCAGGUGAAAGAAUGGUUUGGAACCUCAUGCCGUACACAACCAAAGACUUCUCCAUUCGCUCCCUGUCUGACCGCAUCAGCGAUCUCAAUCACCUCCUGUUCCUCUACCCCGACAGACACAAGGAUGAGGUUUUCUCCAAAUAUUACACCCCACCACUCUCCAAAGCCGUGGAUGGCUACGUGAAACCACAGAUCAAGCAAGUGGUGCCCGAGUUUACGACAGCCAAUCCAGACCCAUCAAGUGGGAAUCCAACCUAUAUGGAUCACGGCGCCUCCCCAGCACCUGUCAAUCACUCUCACACCUACGGCAUAUACCCCCCAAUGAGCGACUCUAUAUUGGAUACGGACGGAGACUUCGACCUGGACGACACCAUGGACGUGGCGAGGCACGUAGAGGAGCUCCUUCGGCGGCCUGUAGACAGCCAGUGGGGCGGCCAGCAGUCCUGACCCUUGACCUUUUAACCCUCAACAUCAUACAGACCCCGCCUCCCAACUUGCCCCUCACAUUGACAUUUCUCAUGGUUUAAAUUCCAUUCAUUUAUCUUUUUUUCAGAUAGCUGUUAUGUGAAAUGUUAAUAAUGUUUGUGAUUUUGUCUCUCUUCUGUUCAGCAUGAGAGCAUGCAUGUCAGUGACUUCUCUUAGUUUUUAUUUGUGUCCUUUAAGUGUUUGUAAAACAGACUAGGUAUUAAGCCUACAAUGUUACAGUGUUAUGAUAAAGAAAAGAAAAUGUUCAUUCACAUUGUGCAUGCAUUUCCAAUUGAUUUUGAUCUGAUUUUAAAAAUACGCUACUGUAUGAAGACAGCUUAACAGUUAAAUGUCUUUAUUUUUGUUAUAUUUUCUGCUUUGUAAAUGGGUUAUUAGUAUUUUGAUAGUGAUAUUGAACUUGCCCCUUUGACAAAAAAAAAAAAACUUAAAUGAAGAGUUUAGCUUUUUGCUCUAAACAACGUAAUCAAAGUCGUUGCUCUGCAGAGUCAGUUUUUUUCUCGAAUGCAUACUGUAUACACUAACCUAGAGGCAGAGUGACUCUUUGCUUCCUGCAACUGACAGCACACACAUCAACACACAGUACACACGUGCAAGCGUAUGAAGUAUUUAUCUGAUUUGUUCACCAGCUGAAGCCCAGACACGGGGGGGUUCACGCACCUCCCUCGAUCUCACAAAGCUAUUUAUCUUCUGUUUGUUCACAGAAAUGCAAAUCCAAGCAUUUACCCAGCGCUGCCUGCUUGUCCUCUCAGGUCCCUCUGUUUCCCUCAUCAAUGCUACCUCGCAUUAUCCUACUGACAGUCGUCGUAUACGAUUGCUUCUGUUGUUUUCUCUGCAUCAGAUUCACACCAGUAGGUACGGCCAUUGGGUUUUAUUCUUGUGAUUUGCGUUUGUGAAGAAGAUCUCCUUGCUGCCUGACGGGAAACUCUGUUGGCUUUUUUUAUGCUUGAAACCCCCUCACCUAUAAUGAAGUCUGGCGGCAUGAAGUGUCACAUGUCGGGUCUGUGUUCCUGAAUAUUCUAUAUUUUUCUGCCUAUCUGUCCCUAUGCUACGCAGAACAGAUGUGGGCGGAUGUUGCACGGCACUCAGUUGAUAGAUAGGUGCAAGCUUUUAAUGCUUUGCACAGACUCACCAGCACCUCAUCCACGAAAAACAAACUAUGUCUGCCGUUUGUUACUGCUCAAGUUGAAUUUCACAGCAGGUUCCCUUUCUGCUACACAUAAAAUAUAACAUAUAGCAAAGAAUGAGACUAUUACCCUUCCCCCUGCUGACAUACACAAUGUUGAAUUGGAAAUGUGUCCACAGCCUUACACCUCAGGAAUGAAUCGCUUUGCUUAGCUGAUCUAUAAGCCAAAAAGAAAAAGAUCAAUAUAUACAGAAACUAUGAAUUUAUUUUGUCUAUCAUAAUUCUAUUUUAUUAUGGUUUAUUUGGCACUCCCCCUAUUGAAUGUAACCCCUUUGCAUGGCCCUGUUGAGGAUAUACGUACGUACAAAUACCUCCUCAGUCUGAGCAGAAGUUUCCAGUCUCCUUUUACCAGAGGUUGAAAAAAAAUAGGACACGGAGCAACUGGAAAUCAGAGAAAAAUGUAUGAUGUACUUUUGUGUUUGUCUGACAGACAUUACAGUAUUAAAAAUAUUUCCUGGUCUCUCUUUUUAUUUCUUCCUCAAGGUUUUUUUGUAUCUUACUUUCUUUUCUUGUAUUUUAAAUCUCAAGCUACAUGGGCAGUCUUGUGAUAUAUCAUCACCAUUAUUCCCAUCAUUUCCAAAGCUUUGUUCCACUGUAGACUCUGUUUUGUUUCGAUGAUGUAGAUGGCGCUGUGUGCUGUUUAAUGUAUGUGUACCAUGUUCGUGGUUUGGGUUCUCACUUGGAGGUUUUUCCAAGAUGAACAGCUCAUGAGUUGAAAAGAGGAAAAAUAAAGUUUUAUAAACAAUUUUAACUCAA